AUGUCCAAGCAAAAGACCGUCGUUGUCGGCGCUGGUCCCGUCGGUGCUCUCGCAGCACUCUACGCUGCCGGUCGUGGCCAUGAUGUAGAAGUUUACGAAUUGAGAGGAGAUCUUAGAGAUCCCUCUACUGUUCCUCUCAACUUCACAAAGUCGAUCAACUUGGCUCUAUCAGAGCGAGGCAUCAAUGGACUCAGAAAAGCUAAUGUUCCUGGCUUGAUCGAAGCUGUGCUAGAAGAGACUAUUCCUAUGCAUGGUCGCAUGAUUCAUGGUGCUAAGCAGGGAGAGAUCUACGAAGAGUCUCAAAACUACGACAUUCAUGGAAGGGCUAUUCGUGCAGUUGACAGAGCUGGUCUCAAUAAGCGUCUCCUUGACGAGCUAGACAAGAUGCCAAACGUCAAGCUGCUGUUCAACCACAAGUUGUUAGGUGCCGACUUCAAGAAGAACAAGGCCUGGUUCGAAAGACGCGAUGAAGGUGUACGACAAGAUCACGCUCAAAAUCCCACUCAAGGAAAAGACGCCCCUCAUGCUUCCACUGAGAUCGAGGUCUCAUUCGAUUUCAUGAUCGGCGCAGACGGUGCUCAUUCGGCAGUUCGCUAUCAUCUGAUGAAGUUUACACGCAUGUCGUACCAGCAGGAGUAUAUUGAGACGCUGUGGUGUGAAUUCCACAUGGAUCCGUCAGCAACCAACGAUUUUCAAAUCUCACCCAAUCACCUGCACAUCUGGCCCGGCGGCGAGUUCAUGUUCAUCGCCAUCCCAUCUCUGGACAAAUCUUUUACUUCGACGCUUUUCCUGCCUGCCAAAAUCUUCGCCGAGCUGGAUAAGAACCCUUCAUCCUUGGUAGACUUCUUCAACAAGAACUUCCCCGGGGUAGCCGGCAAGCUCAUCCCUGAGGCCGAGUUGCAGAAGCAAUAUAACGAGAACCCGCAUCUGCCGCUCAUCAGCAUCAAGUGUUCGCCUUACCACUAUGGCUCUUCUGCUGUGAUCCUGGGUGACUCAGCACACGCCAUGGUCCCCUUCUACGGCCAAGGCAUGAAUGCCGGUCUCGAAGACGUUCGCGUGCUCUUUGAACACUUGGACGCACACAGCAGCGAUGCAGCCGGUCGCGCCACAGCGCUCGACUCUUACUCCUACGACCGCGCACCCGACGCAGCAGCCAUCAACGACCUCGCCCUCCGCAACUACCAAGAAAUGCGCGCAGACGUGACAUCCCCAGUCUACCGUCUCCGCAAAUGGAUCGAAGAGCAGAUGAAUGUCUUCCUACCCUCCGCUGGCUUCGCAACUCAAUACUCCCGUGUCAGUUUCGGCAACAUUCGCUACUCGGAAGUGGAGAAGCUGGCGCAGAAGCAAGGUAACAUUCUGCUCGGCGGUAUGGCAGGUAUCGUUGCGCUCUUGAUUCCAGCGAUGGGAUAUGCCAGCUGGGCUAUCUGGAGAUGGAAUCGUGCAUCACACGCCUCUAGGUUCUCUGUCAAGAGCAUUGCAAGUAUCGGUGAUAUCACCGAAAGGAUUGGAAGAGUCUUCACCUGA
Messenger RNA from Aureobasidium namibiae CBS 147.97, 1524 nucleotides. Its product is annotated as putative kynurenine 3-monooxygenase. Gene Ontology annotation, cellular component: mitochondrial outer membrane. NCBI's taxonomy places the organism in Eukaryota, Fungi, Ascomycota, Dothideomycetes, Dothideales, Saccotheciaceae. The transcript is spliced from 3 exons. Gene Ontology annotation, molecular function: NAD(P)H oxidase H2O2-forming activity; FAD binding; kynurenine 3-monooxygenase activity. The coding region runs from base 1 to 1524 and encodes 507 amino acids. Gene Ontology annotation, biological process: L-tryptophan catabolic process; NAD+ metabolic process; quinolinate biosynthetic process. The record is from RefSeq and is a predicted model, not a curated record.